This is a messenger RNA of Encephalitozoon cuniculi GB-M1, 777 nucleotides long. RefSeq lists its product as uncharacterized. Gene Ontology annotation, biological process: signal transduction. Gene Ontology annotation, cellular component: cytoplasm. The coding region runs from base 1 to 777 and encodes 258 amino acids. The record is from RefSeq and is marked provisional. The transcript has a single exon. Lineage: Eukaryota; Fungi; Microsporidia; Unikaryonidae.
AUGGCAUCCAAGCAGUACGAGGAGGCAUUGCAAAAGGCAAAUCUUAGCGACAUGGCCGAGAGGUAUGACGAUAUGGCAAAGGAGAUGAGGCUUGCAGUGACACUUGCACACGAGGACAAGCACAUCCUCAACGUGAUGGCAAGAAACCUUUUUUCCGUUGCAUACAAGAACCUGGUGAGCUCGAGAAGAUCCAGUUGGAGAAUGCUGUGCUCCGAGAGGCAAAAACUCGAGGGAAAGGACCCCAGUGUGGUCCAUGUGAUCAACGAAAAGAUAAAGGUUGUUGAGGAGGAGCUUUUGAGGUUCUGCGACGAGGUCCUGGACAUCAUCACGACAUACAUACUGAGCCUGGAGGAGGCUCAGAAGAAUAUCGAGUACAACAUUUUCUUCUUGAAGAUGAAGGGAGACUACUACAGAUACAAGGCAGAGGUUGUCACGGGUCCUGAGCACUCUGAGGUAUCGAAGCAUGCUGCCGAGUCGUACAAGGAAGCCACCGAGAAGGCAAAGACCCUCCCCCCCACAAACCCUAUAAAGCUGGGGCUUGCGCUGAACUACUCCGUAUUCCACUACGAGAUCCUCAACGACUCGGAAAAGGCCUGCUCAAUAGCCAAGGGGGCUUUUGACGAGGCUAUCAAGGAGUUGGACACUCUUUCUGAAGAGCACUACAGAGACUCAACCCUGAUAAUGCAGCUUCUUAGGGACAACCUCACUCUCUGGACUUCUCGAGAAGAGGGGAAUGUAAUGGGUGAUGAGGGGAAGGGAGAUCCUGAUGAAAAUUAA